AUGCCUAAACCUGAAACUAGCAAAGAAGACAAAGAAAAUUAUGACAAAAAAUUAGAAUUAGCUAAAAAAGAAACUAUUAAAAAUAUUCAGAAUCAACUAAGAGAAAAUGACUUAGAUAUUACUGAACUAGAUGACCAAAGGACAUGUUACUCAGAAGAGAAGAGUUUCUUAAAAGAAUUGGAAAAAACGCAAGAUCCUUCUUUAAGUAUGGAAGAAAAAGAAAAAAUUCAGCAAGAAGCUUUUCCUUUGAUUUGA
This is a messenger RNA of Funneliformis geosporum, 255 nucleotides long. The record is from the annotation of a GenBank genome assembly. Lineage: Eukaryota; Fungi; Glomeromycota; Glomeromycetes; Glomerales; Glomeraceae.